AUGUCCUUCCAUCGCCUCGGUCUGCGCAUGGCGCAGCAGCAGACCCGAUCAUCGGUCCUCCGAAGCCACUUCGCCCGCCGAUUUCAGUCCACCGAAGCCGCUAACCCGAAGCUCCCCAGACCCGGCGACAAGCUCGUGGGAGCUGCAGACAAUGCCUUCAACCGCGAGAGAGCAGCAGUCAAGGCCCACGCCGCUGCUACAAGUGGUCUCUGGCGCAAACUAUCCAUUUACGUCGUCAUUCCCUGCCUGAUUCUUGGCAGCAUCAACGCUUAUAACCUCUGGAACGAGCAUUGGGAGCAUUGGGAGCACAUGCCACCCCUAGAAGAGCGUGUCGAGUACCCCUACCAGAACAUUCGGACCAAGAAUUUCUUCUGGGGCGAUGGCGAUAAGACCAUGUUCUGGAAUGACAAGGUCAACUACCACAACAAGGACAAGGUGACCUAA
This is a messenger RNA of Cyphellophora europaea CBS 101466, 444 nucleotides long. RefSeq lists its product as uncharacterized. The record is from RefSeq and is a predicted model, not a curated record. Gene Ontology annotation, cellular component: mitochondrial inner membrane. Bases 1 to 444 code for a protein of 147 amino acids. The transcript is spliced from 3 exons. Lineage: Eukaryota; Fungi; Ascomycota; Eurotiomycetes; Chaetothyriales; Cyphellophoraceae. Gene Ontology annotation, biological process: mitochondrial electron transport, cytochrome c to oxygen. Gene Ontology annotation, molecular function: enzyme regulator activity.